Messenger RNA from Betta splendens (Siamese fighting fish), 4445 nucleotides. RefSeq names its product reticulon-4 receptor-like 1 (gene rtn4rl1a). Gene Ontology annotation, cellular component: plasma membrane. The record is from RefSeq and is a predicted model, not a curated record. NCBI's taxonomy places the organism in Eukaryota, Metazoa, Chordata, Actinopteri, Anabantiformes, Osphronemidae. Gene Ontology annotation, molecular function: protein binding. The transcript is spliced from 3 exons. The coding region runs from base 583 to 1941 and encodes 452 amino acids.
CUGCUCGUGCUUUCAUCAGUCACAUCUCGCUGCGGGAGGGGACUGAAGACGCUGCCUCGGAGCUCUCCGGUAACAGAGACAGUCGUCGGUACUGACUCACGCCGCCGAUCCGCGCAGUUUUUGCGUUUUCGACCGUACCCGACCCGCAACCCGACCAGCCGCCAGGAGGAGGAGGAGGAUGAAGGCGUAAAGGAACUUUCCUGCGGUUUCGGGCCGUCUUUUCGCGUCGCCCUCGACAGAAUAUCGCUCUUCAAUUUGGCCACGAAAUAAAAGUCAGGGCGCGUGUUUGUUGAUCCACAAACACCAGAUGGCGACGAGUUGAGACUCGACCAGAACUGAUCCGAGCGGCGUGGGACGGGACGUGCUCCACACCUCUGCUGUUUACACAGAACGCGCGUCAACAACUUUAUGUGAGACGGACCUACUUCCAGCAUCGUCCGCGUGGAGACAAGACCAGAGUCCGCCCGCGAGCGCCAGGGGGUCAAAUACCCGCUGAGUCCACAGCGGCACUGGACCGGACCUCCGCAGGGAUGCUACUCCAGCACAGACGCUCCUAGACCGUCCGGAACAGCAGCUGCCAACAUGUUCAGGCGAGGUUACGGCGGGGUGGAGCUACUGCUGGUGCUGUGUGGCCUGGACCUCUCCCUGCCCUGCCCUCGCCACUGCAUCUGCUACACGUCGCCCAGCACCGUCUCCUGCCAGGCCCACAACUUCCACGCCGUGCCCGAAGGCAUCCCCGCCCAGAGCGAGCGCGUCUUCCUGCAGAACAACAAGAUCCAGAGGCUGCUGCGCGGCCACUUCUCGCCCACCACCACCAUGUUGUGGCUUUACUCCAACAACAUCUCCUACAUCCAGCCGUCCACCUUCCACGGCUUCGACCGCCUGGAGGAGCUGGACCUAGGGGACAACCGGCACCUGAAGGCCAUAGCGUCGGACACAUUCCUGGGACUUGGCCGGCUACAUGCCCUGCAUCUGUACCACUGUGGCCUGAUCAGCCUGCCCCCGGGGAUCUUUGCAGGCCUGCAUAACCUCCAGUAUCUCUACCUACAGGACAACCAGUUGGAGUUUCUGGAGGACGAUCUGUUCAUCGACCUACUGAACCUCAGUCACCUUUUCCUGCAUGGCAAUAAACUGUGGAGCCUUCGCCAGAACACCUUUCGGGGUCUAGGGGUCUUGGACCGACUGCUCCUCCACCAGAACCGAAUCCAGUGGGUCGACCGCCAGGCUUUCCACGACUUGCGACGCCUCACCACCCUCUACCUGUUCAACAACUCCCUGACUGAGCUCUCCGGUUCCAGCCUCACUCUACUGCCAGCCCUGGAGUACCUGCGACUUAAUGACAACCCAUGGGAGUGUGACUGCAAGGUCUUGUCGCUUUGGGAGUGGCUGCGGCGGUUCAGAGGCUCCACCUCCUCUCUGAUUUGUGUUUCACCGCCAGAGCUGGCAGACAAGGACUUGAAAAUCGUGAAAAAGGAGGAUCUGCCCAGCUGCUUGUCAAGCGAGGCGCAUAUUCAUGUUGGCGAGAUGGAGCACGGAGAGUCUUUGAACCACCUCAAUCGCCACAGAAACCACCACAACCACCACCAGCGGCCGUACUUGCCCCACGGGGACCAGUACAGCUUGCCUUCGCCCUCGCCGUUGCCGCGGCCGCCGAAGGGGGGCCGCAGAAACUGUACCCGCCGCGGUCGCAAGGCGAAGUGGGGGCUCAAUGAGGUGCAGGUACUGCGGGAGGGGGGCGACAAGGACUACGCUCCCGAUGGAGGCAAGUACGAUGUGUCUGCAUCGUCAAGGAGGAAGAACAAAUGCAUCCCCAGAACUUCUGUCGGCCCGCCGAUCGGGGUCCAGAGGGCCAAUAACAGAGCAGGGUCACACUUUGCCGAUUCUGUGCUGUGCCUCUCAUCAGCUCUGCUGCUGAUACUGAUCCCUGUGAUUCUGCGCUGAAACAGGAAAUGGAUGCUUUUGUGCUGGUGAUGCUACCCUGUGACUCAUUCUCCUGAACCACCCAGCCCUGACUCUCCAAAUGAGGCACGUGAGCAUAACUCAAUGUGUACAUCACUGUACAUAAAGAACAUAUCUAAUAUCUCCUGUCGAACUGUCCCAGUGCUGUGAAGGCAGGGACCUUUACAAGUCAUAACAAUAAACACAUGGAAGUCAGGGAAAAUAUUUAACCCAUUGCUUUGAUGAUGUCACCAAGGGAAACAACAGGAAAACCUUGCAUUUGUCUGUGUGGCAUCACCUGCUUUACUGGAUAUAUAUAAACUGUACAGCGACACAAAAUGACAAGCCAAUGAGUCAUUGGAGUUCUGUAACAUCAAGAAAACCACACAGCAAGGAUCACAACAGUUCAAGAGUCAGCCUCCAUGCUAAGCCCUCUUGAUACAGCCGAGCUCUCAGCGCACCCUCCAUCUGUCACUCACGCUGAGACAAAGACACAGUCAUCCCUAAUUGUCACACUGCUCACUCAACAGCCCCCUAAGACGCAGAAACAAAACGUUUCAGACACAAGUGGCAGUAAAAUGGAUCAGAACGACGAGCAGCGUAACUAUAAGCACUUCACUGUUAUAUCUACCAAUAAAGUGGUUGUACGUGCAUGUCUGCAGGGUUAACCCGCUCUAAUGAACGUCUGUAUCCUUGGCUUUCAGUCGAAGAAUCGUGAAACAUCUGUUAUUGGUGAAGUCGUCAACGUUCAUGUUAAAAUGUGUCCUUCACGCUUGCUCUUCCGUCAUAUCGACUUAAAAGCCAUUCAGAAUUAACCAAUCAUUAUAUGAGCCAACUGGUCACAGUGUAAAUGAGCAAGUGAGCGAACCAAUGAAACUUUCUGCAAUCAUGUUUGUGUGAGUGUGUCCACAAAAAAAAUAAAGUUAAAGCCAUGCAGGUAGAAAAAGCUAGACAGCCCGAGUGCCUAAUGAAAGCCAGCGGCCAAUGAGGACACGAGGACAAACGAUGGAGGAAAAACCAUUUCAUUCACUCUUCAACCUCACUGGUGACUAAACAAAGGCCCCAACAAGGCUGAACCCUCAAAUUAUGCAGGCCAAGGAGCAGCUGGGGCCCAACCCUGCAAUCCUCCUAACUCCCAUCAACUGUUAUGCACUUUCCCUUCCACUGCAGGCUAAUGGAAAAAAGAAGCUUCAACAAGAGACGUUUCAGUCGAAUGCUGGUCAAAAAGCCCCAGAAUCAGGGAGCAAUGGCCACCGCAACGUUGCAAUAUAUCACCUGAAACUGUCGAAUCAAAGGUUGCACCUGACAAACAAGAGAUCUAAGAGGAUCUGGGACAAACUGCUCCUGGAGAUCUUUUCUUUGGCACAGACGGACAAUCUGUGAGCUCUGCUUGAAGAGCUGGAUUUUAUUGCUGCUACGUCCGAGGAGAGCGAAAUCCCGGAGCCCCUUUUCCAGGGGUUGGGAUUCUUCUCCAGGAAAUUACAAGGACAGAGAGGCCCGAGACUCAAAGCCUGGAUUCACGAAGCGGAGUUGUUCAAGUGCACACGCCCCCUAAACACUCGACCAAUCACCUCCACAGCCUUCCUGUCCCACUGGAAACGACCCCCCGUCGGUCGGAGAGCAGCUCCGAUGUCCAGGCUCUGACAUCAGGCCGGAACUCUUCCAGUCAAUCACGCAAAGUCUCGAGUUGAGGCCAACGUGUGAACAUAUUGUACAGACACACUGCGAUGGGCCAUCGACAACCUUAACUAGCCAGUGACGCUACAGCGUCGCAAAGAUACGCAAUCUAUUUUAAAACGAGCUGCCGUUGCACCGCAAAAGAUGACCUAGCUUCAAUCGCGACGUAUUGACUAAAGCACAAAAAAGAUUUAUUCCAAAACACCCGACGUGGACGUGGAAGCAGGAGCGGGGCCCGCGUUGCGCUGGAGCCCCGUCCGGCCGAGUCACGCUGAGCCUUUUCAUGUCUAUCUAUCUAAAUGUUGGGGGACGAGCGGAAGCCUGUCGCUGGUGUCGUUCUGCUGACGUGUAGGAUUAGAGACCCCUACUGGUGAACUUGUCUGUGCAGAGGUGAUGUAAAUUGUGUCUGUUUAUUCCUGUGAGGAUGACUUUUGUUUUUUUGUAAAAAAACAAAAAAAAAAAAUUAAGAAAGAAAAACUGACUCUGUUGUGUCUCAGCCGUUCCCUAAAUGAUAAACAGGGAGCUAGAGGCUGAAAUGAUAUUAUUUAAUAUGAUUAUCAUCAUUUCAGUUCUGUUCUGUCUUCGUUUUGCCGACUCAUUCACGGUAAACGUACACUGCACUGCCCGUCUCCUGCUCUUCCUUCUAUUCAUGCCUCCGUCUCCUUCUCUGCAGCCUUCUCACCUCCCACCCUCCCUGCCUCCUUCUAUCUCGCUAUUCUUUUUCUCCUCUCUCUUCCUUUGUGCAGCCCAAAUGUUUUGUAUGUGGUUAUCAAACAAUGCCAGACUCAAAAGCUGUUUAUAAAUAACAUUAAACAGAAAGUGUCCUCAAA